AUGGCCACACAAGCUGACAUAGAUGGGCUGGCUUCGAAGCUCAUGACAUCCGCCCCCCUCUCUUGGGUAGUCGCGGACUGUCCUGUUGUUGCAGUCUACGACAACAAGAUAAUACAAGAGUCUGAAUUCCUAGGACAACCGCUAGACCGGAACGGCUGUGGUGGUAUCCUUAGACUCUGGAUCGGAUCCAACCAGGUCACUCGUGAGAUGCUUGUGACUUUGACUAUUCGUAUCAGAGCAUCUCCCGUGCGGAAGAAGACUCGCCGUCAAGGUCGUCUCAUGUUCUUGAUUGUCCCCGCCGAGUCGCUCCGUCUGCACUCCACUUGCAUUGACUAUUCUAGCAUCAAGAUGCUCCCGCAAUGUCUACUUGAUGUGCCCAAUGAUGUCCAGUCCGCAAAGACCCAGCUUUUACACAUGUCUCUGGAUCUAGGACCAACGAGUAGCGACGUAAUAAUGCCGGAGUACCAAUGUAGACCGAAUGUGAUGCCACAAGCAAUGGUCUUACUGCGCAAACUGAAGUUGCUUUCUGAAUCGUCAUCCUUCCAGUUGUAUACAAACCAAGAUGGUGCGAUACAGGCAGCUCUUCAGAAUGUGUCGACUAUGUUAGCUGGGAGCGCUUCGAUCACAACCCCCUCUGUUGUGCUCACAGGCUUCUAUCCCGGAGGUCGUUCAGCGUGUAGAAACCUCUGGCAUGAACAAGGAUGGUUCGAGCUUGAAGAUACGAAUCAUAAUGAUCAUAAGAGGAUUGAAGCAUCUGGAACAAAUCACAAAGAAAUAAUCAAAUCCCAUGAUCCACAACCUCCUCCACCUUACGAAUUCGACGACGUGCUACCACCCAAAUUCGCUUCUUCGCGUCAAGCCGACGAGCCACACUUACCUCCGACCGCUUCUUUCUCGCCCGAACAAAGAACGUCAGACCUCCCUCACACCGCACCAUUCUCUCCACAUCUACCCCCCGCCGGAUCGAGCCAGAUAUUUGCACCAUCGUCUCGACUUCACCACUCGACACCCGAACAAUCGCUUUCGCCAAAUUACUCUGCCACCUUUCUUUCUGGGUUUCCAAGUGCUUCGCCACUGCGGAAAAUCAGCAAUGUUCUGGAGGACCAACGUGGAGCAGUCACGCGGGAUGGCUCUUGCCUGUCUGUCCAGGUGGCUGCCUCGAUCUGUGAUCGCGCCUUCUCUGAUGGGGACUUCUCGACGCGUGCAAACACGCCGAGUGAUACCGAUCGUGUUCCUGAUUCUUUGACGAGGAAACGGCCACCCUCAUACUCACCUGCGGAAAGUUCCACGAGCCCUGCCAAGCGUCUCGCGACCGUCACAGCAACCCCACGAUCGCUUUUGCUCAACGGAUUGAAUGCAGGGUUAUCGCCCACUGUCGCUGAUACGAUUUCCAUUCAUGACGAGCAAGUGCUUCGCGAGUCGGAAAGUGAUAACAACACUGCUGCAAGCAACCAGAUGUCGCAAUGGCUGAUUUUAGCUUGGAACUACUGCCCAACAGCACAUUACCUCUUCAUCGCCGAACUCCUGAAAUAUGGUGCUGCUAUCUCUGGCAAUCAGACAGAGGAGCUUGCGACCUGUCAUGUCAACUGCACUUUGGCUCUCCUCGCGCACUGUACUGUGCAGAGACUUGCAGUGGAGCAAACAGAUGCAGCUGCUGCACCAAACAGUAUGAUCAGUCAUGAAACAAAGGCGUUGUUGCGCUGGCUGUAUAUUCUGCGACCAGGUGCUGACAUGGAAGUCUUUGAUGCUCUGCUGCAACUGUCUAUAUCAGAGCACCGGCUGCUUCAUACUUCAACGGAAGAAGAGCACUCUUCGCUCGCGGAUAGCUACAAGCAGCACAAAGCCAACAUCAUUAGUCAGGCCUGCACGACAUUGGGGCAAGAAAUGCUACAAAAGAACGACGAACAAAACAUCAGCACCAACAUGUUGAGGGAAGAAGCGAAGUUGAGGACGCAUUGUGGUCAGACAAUCAUCAUAUAA
Messenger RNA from Aureobasidium pullulans EXF-150, 1980 nucleotides. RefSeq lists its product as uncharacterized. Bases 1 to 1980 code for a protein of 659 amino acids. The transcript has 2 exons. NCBI's taxonomy places the organism in Eukaryota, Fungi, Ascomycota, Dothideomycetes, Dothideales, Saccotheciaceae. The record is from RefSeq and is a predicted model, not a curated record.